CGUAUAUAAGAAGAACAUUGGCCUGGCUCCAGCAGACAGCUCCUCCUCGGUGGGUCAACAUGAAUGCUCUGACUGUACUCUGCAUUGCGGCUGCGGCGGUAGGCAGCAGCGGGCAGCUCCUAGGUUACUCUGGUUUGUUUGGUGCCUACCGUAAUGUGUUUGGCGUCUAUCCUGGUGUGUACGGCGCCUACCCUAGCGUGUAUACCGCCCAUCAUGGGUUCCUUCCUGCAGAUUCAAAAAUCACUCUGAAGACUAUAGCUCCAACACCUUUGACGUACAACGUAGCUCCUCUAGCCCCUGUGGCUCCUGUCCAGUCUCAGUACCACGCCCAAGACGAACUGGGACAGUAUUCCUUCGGCUAUUCUGGUGGUCCUUCUUCCCGAGCUGAGACUCGUGACGCCUUCGGCAUCGUCCGCGGAUCAUACAACUACAUAGACGCAAAGGGUAAGAUACAGACUCAACACUAUGUAGCAGACGCCCUCGGCUUCAGAGUUGCCGGCACAGAUCUGCCUGUGGCACCUGAGGCCACUGCUGCAGGUCCCGACCCUGUUCAAGAUACUGCUGAGGUCGCUGCCGCUAAAGCCGUCCUCAAAAAAGCUCACGAUGAGGCCGCAGCCGCCGCCGCUGCCGCCCCUGACACCCGCAAAAAGCGUGCAAUUUCUGUCGUUCCUACCUACUCUUCCCUUAGCUUUCCUUAUGGGCACAUCCAUCCAAUUGUAGUAGGCUCUCGUCUCACCUACACGUCCGCUCUACCUGGUCUUACCACUUACGGGGUUGCCCCCGCCUAUACUGGUACCCACGCCCUUGGGUACGCCGCCGUUGCCCCUGUUGCUGCUGCCCUCCGCAACGGUGCCCUCCUCCGUGUUGAGAACAACCCUGGUCAUGCUGUCUCCUAUCGCGUGGACUAAGGGUAACAGAGCAACCCAACCGAUCCCGCUCAAGCUGUGUCCACCAUAGUGAUCUGGGGGUCGUAGAACACUUAUUAUAGAGGGUUAGAUGGUUACGCCGAAGGCUUUAAUUGUGAAAGAAAUAUUUAGAUAUGUAGCAUAUUAAAUCAUUUAUUCGGGAAGAAUAUUGUACCUUCUUAGUAUGGUGUUAAUACAUUCUCGUGUAAAUAUUGCUCCCAUUACCUAAAUUUCUUUAAUGCGAAUAAGAUUUUUAAAUAAAUGAGUUAUGCAAU
This is a messenger RNA of Cherax quadricarinatus, 1180 nucleotides long. The record is from RefSeq and is a predicted model, not a curated record. NCBI's taxonomy places the organism in Eukaryota, Metazoa, Arthropoda, Malacostraca, Decapoda, Parastacidae.